Prorocentrum cordatum is the source of this 3739-nucleotide messenger RNA. NCBI's taxonomy places the organism in Eukaryota, Dinophyceae, Prorocentrales, Prorocentraceae. The record is from the annotation of a GenBank genome assembly.
CGCCCGCCGCGGCUUUGACGCCAAAGCUCCAGGCAGCAACAUGUGACCGGCGUAAAAAGCUUUCAGGCUCCAAGCCCGUACCCAUCUUGGCUCACGCCGCACUGGCCCAGUCUGUCGCCGCCCCGUCCCGGGCCGCUUGUGCUCCAGCUCGCACGGUGCCCGGGGCCCCUCGCGGUCUCGUUGCGUGCUCGUGGUGCUGCGACAGCGUCGUCGCUGGCCCGCCUAUGACAGCCGAGCUCGAGCCGCAGAUCUGCAACGGGGGCGUACCCCAGAUAGCUGGUGGCGACUCUGGCGGCAUCUUCUUGCCGAUCGGGGGUAAUUGGGAGAGGCAGUGGGGCCAGGAGGUGCAGGCAGUCUUGAUCUUCUUGGGCUUGAUGUACUGUUUCGCUGGGGUUGCGUUCAUCGCAGAUGUCUUCAUGGAGGCAAUCGAGAAGAUCACAUCGAAGAAGGUCCGAGUGAGGGAGGGAGACCAUUUCAGGACGUAUAACGUCUGGAACCCCACGGUUGCCAACUUGACGCUCAUGGCGUUGGGUUCCAGCGCACCAGAGAUCUUGCUGAGCGUCAUCGAGCUGAUAAGCAAUGGUAUGCACAGCGGCGAGCUCGGGCCCUCCACGAUCGUGGGCAGUGCAGCCUUCAACCUGCACGUCAUCAUCGCGGUGUGCGUGGUCUGUAUUCCGGCGGGUGAGGUAAGGUCUAUCAAGGAGUUGCCUGUGUUCAUGAUCACGGCGUCUUUUUCUGUGUUUGCUUACCUUUGGCUGGUAUUCAUCCUUCUUGUGACGUCUCCUCACGUGGUGGAAUGGUGGGAAGGAUUGAUGACAUUUCUAUUUUUCCCAGCUCUUAUUUGGUUUGCGUAUGCUGCAGACGCAGGCAUCUUGCGCAGAAACAGGAGGAGAUCGAGCUCCAAGCUGGUCCUCACCAGGGACUCCACUCCGAGAAGGCACAGAUGGUGAUGGAGAUACGGAGGAAGUACGGCGAGGGCGAGAACGUGUCGGACUUCAUCCAGGAUUAUGAUGAUCUGAUCCAUUACGAGUUCGAUCCCCGGCCGUCCCGGGCGCAGAGGCGCAUGCAGGCCACUCGCGACAUGUUCGGGGGGAAGCCGUUGCCGUUUGCGGCGGUGAAGACUCAGGAGAGUGUCGGCGCAGCAGUCCCUGGUGUGAAGGCACUUGUGCAGAUCGCGCACAAUCAGACCGUACCCUGGGACGAUCCUGUUCCAUGCUGCGUCGAGCAUCGCUGCAUCUUCUACAUGGUCCACGAGUCUGAUAGGAAGGUGGACUGCGUGAUUACGAGGACGGGUGACCUCUCCCGCCCGUGCAGAGUGCACGUCAAGACUGUUGACGGCACCGCGAAGGCUGGGAGCGACUACGUGGCGAUCGACUCGGACAUCACCUUCGACCGCCACGAGGCAAGCAAAACGGUGAGCAUUGUCAUAGUGGAGGACACCGAGUACGAGGAAACGGAGAAUUUCCAGCUCCACCUCUCCGUCCCUCCCGACAGCAGGAGUGCGGUGGGGCUCGCGCGAGAGCGCGGCGACGCUCCAGGAGCCGAUGUGGCGAGUAUAUUGAUCUUUGACAACAAUCAUCCAGGUGUGUUCGGCUUCAAGGACUACGACAUAAGCGUUCGCGAGUCGUGCGACGCCACGACGCCGUUGGCGGUGGAGGUUCACCGCAGCUCGGGGUCUUACGGGAAGGUCUCUUGCAGAUACCGGACGGAGGACAUGACCGCGACCGAGAAGAUUGAUUAUGAGCCGAUCAGUGGCACCCUGGAGUUCGACCAUGGUGAGGCCGUCAAGACGUUGAAGCUCCAGAUCCUGCCGAAAAUCCACCGCGACAAGACGGAGCAGUUCCGCUUGAUCAUCUCGGACGCGACGGGCAAGGCGAAGUUUGACGACAGUGUCGAUGGGAGCAGCACGAGCUGCAUCUGCACCAUCACUAUCCAGCGUGACCAGGAGGCGCGCACAUGGCUCGGACGCCUCGCAGACCUGCAGCCGCUGAACGCCGAUCACUUUGCGCUCGGCAAGGUGAGCUGGCGAGAGCAGUUCCUCGAGCUGAGGAUGGGCGACGAGCCCGCCGGCUUCGUGGACCACGCUCUGCACCUCGCGCUCUUCCCCUGGAAGCUGAUGUGCGCGUGCGUCCCGCCGCCGAUCUUCUGCGGCGGCUGGGUCUGCUUCGCUGCCGCCCUCGUGGUGAUAGGGGUCCUCACCGCGGUGAUCGGGGACCUCGCGGAGAUGCUGGGCUGCGCCCUGCUGCCGAUGCUGCCUCCCCAGAGCGCCAGGAGCAUCACGGCCGUGACCAUCGUUGCGCUCGGGACGUCGCUCCCGGACACCUUUGCCUCCAUGAAAUCGGCGAGCCAGGACAGACUGAUCCCACCGCCGACGCAAGCAUCGGCAACGUCACGGGCAGCAACUCCGUCAAUGUGUUCUUGGGGCUCGGGCUCCCUUGGAUGAUCGGCGCGUUCUACUGGAGGGUGAGGGGUGUGGACGUUAACGAUCCGAGUGACCCGUGGAUGGUCAGGGGUGUGGAGGCUGGUUGGCUGAACGAUCCGGACAUGCAGAUCUUAGAGCGGUAUCCUGCCACGCUCGUGGUGCCAGCUGGGUCACUCGGCACGAGCGUCGCGGUCUUCACAGUGACAGCCGUGCUUACCAUCGGCCUCCUCAUGGCCAGGAGGCUCCUGUGCGGAGGCGAGUUGGGCGGCCAGGGCAGGACGAAGUGGGCCUCGGCUGGUGCGAUGCUGGCUCUGUGGCUGCUCUACGUGGCGUUCUGCAUCGUUCAGGUCGUCUCCGAGGGAGCAGAGUAGCCUCGCUGCGCCCGCCGCUGCUGCAGGCGCGCGCGGCGCCGAGGACGGCUCGGUGCGGCUCCGCUCCGGCAGCGUCUGCAGCCCGCGCGCGCCCCUGCCGUGCCGACCUUCCCCUCUCCUCUCAUCGAUCGUGUGCGUAUGCGGCAGAUGUGAUGUAUCAUGUUCGGCCAGGGCACUCGUCCUUUUUUCAGACGGGCCCUCCAGGUUCCUGGGGUCGUUCUGAUUUGUACAGAUGAAUUCGCUACGGAUGCUACGUUUCGAAGUAAUGCCUGCGUGCCGUACGCGUGCCGCUUUUGUUCAGAGCUGCUCGCUACGAUUGCCUUUGCAGGGCGCUCCGUGGCUGCUGGCGGAUGCCGUGGAGGCAGCAGUGGGCGCCUGCAGGCGCCGUUAUUUAAACAACUCUUCACACAACAUGCUCGCCAAAGCGAGCGGAGAAUUUGCCAAGGUACCAGUAAGCGGUCGGUGACGUGAAACAGAUCUAAACGCCAAGGCCCCCAAGAGCGAACGGUACCAUGAGCCUUCCCGGGCGAGUUUCUGCAGCGCUCUUCUGUCGACACGACACCUGCGUCGAUCGAGUGUUUAAUAUGCGGCCCAUGUAGUACACGAUCUUUCAUGUUCGGCCAGGGCACUCGUUCUUUUCCCACCUGCCUUUCAGGUUCCUCGGUUGGGUCUUUAAUUGCACAGAUGAUUGCGCUACGGAUGCUACGUUUCGAAAUAAUGCUUGCGUGCCGUACGCGUACAGCUUUUCUCUCAGGAUUGGCCGAUACGAGUGCCUUCUGCAAUGCUCUCCAUAUCUGUCGGCGGAUGCCCAGGAGGCAGGAGUGGGCGCCUGCAGGCGCCGCGACACCGCGCCUCGCGGCCCAAUGGCUCCAGCGGCAAAAAUAAUAGCCCCCCUUGACUCCCAGUUUGCCAAGAACGAGCGCUGACGUAAACAACUUUUCGCAGA